Molecule: messenger RNA, 1876 nt
Organism: Rhinolophus ferrumequinum (greater horseshoe bat)
Lineage: Eukaryota; Metazoa; Chordata; Mammalia; Chiroptera; Rhinolophidae
Gene: PMAIP1
Product: phorbol-12-myristate-13-acetate-induced protein 1
Exons: 2
Coding region: 190-354 (54 amino acids)
Biological process (GO): apoptotic process; release of cytochrome c from mitochondria; DNA damage response
Cellular component (GO): mitochondrion
Source: RefSeq, a predicted model, not a curated record
UCUUGCUUCUCCCCAGAACCCGAGGUUCUCGGCUACCCACUGAGUGCCGUCUCCAGCCGGCUCCCAUCAGGUCCAGCCCGCCCGCCUGGCGCGCAGCUCGCGUCCUGUAGACCCCAGGGUGCAACCCAAGGUUGGGGGACUGAGUUCCCCGGAGGUCUGCAACAGACUUCCCGCCGGCUGCUCGCGGAGAUGCCUGGAAAGAAGGCGCGUAAGAACGCGCAGCCGAGCCCCACGCGGGCCCCGGCAGAGCUCGAAGUUGAGUGUGCCAUUCAAUUCAGGAGAAUUGGAGACAAACUGAGUUUCCGGCAGAAACUUCUGAAUCUAAUAUCCAAACUCUUCCGCUCAGGAACCUGACUGCUUCUGAAGCCUUCUAACGAGGAGCCUCCUUUAAAAUGAGAUUCCCCAGUAGGUGCAUAUUUCAGCAAUUAGCGGAGAGACUGCCUUAUAGUGGAGAAGAAUGUGAAGGUGCUCUCACUUGCCCUUGGAAAUGAAGAUGGAAUACAUCACAGUGAAUUUCUACUAGAGGUUUCCCAGCAGUCAUUCUUUGGGAUGCGAGAACAUUAUAAAACCACUUUGUUUAUUUUAAAGCCAAAAUUGAAGAGCUUUGAAAAUGCAGAAUGAAUUAUUUAUAUGUUUUGUUUUUGCUUAGAGAAUUGUUCUAGUAUUUUUGCUGAAGGUUGCUGCCUAGCGUAGUGUAAGAGGAAUUGACGAACUGAUGAGAAUGUGGGCAGGGACCAAGAAAUAGAGUAUGUUCAGUGUUUAUUUCUACUUUGGGAUGACAACUCCAGAACAAUGUGUCAUAUCUGGUUUAUAUAUAUAUUAUCUUGUUAAAAGUAAAAAUUGCAUUCUAAGAACACUGAAUGUCAUAAUGAAUGUUGAUUUCAUAGGUCACUACAAAAUAUAAAAUAAUUUGAUAAUUUGUUUCUUUUGACUUUACUAUGUAUUACUUCUGUUCAGGUGAACUUUAAGUAAAUGUGUCCCUGUGGGUCUUAACUGAAAAGUAUGUAAUUUGAAAAAUUUGAUAGAAGUUAUAGAUAGAAUUUAUUUGAUAGAGUGUUUCUUGGUGCCAGUAAAAUUCUUGCGGUUGAAUAUUAAAAUAUAAAGAGCGUGGGGAAUUUGCAUAACCAGGAAUAAUUUUUAAAAAGUGAAUUCAACUUCAUACUGCUGCAAUUAAAACUUAGUAAAACAAAUAUUCUAAAGUAACCAUAAAAAAAUGAAUGUGUUUCUCAAGUUUCUAAAAUCGAAAGUUCCCUUUCUCAUACUAGUCAGCGUGUAUCCUAGAAAUAGUGAUCUUUUAAGAGAAAUUAAGCAUGUUUUCAUAAUUGGGAUGUACUUAAAAAAAAAAAAAGGAACAGAUUGCUCAUCCAGAAUGAAAAUCCCAUUUAUAUAUAUAAACAUACAUUUUGCAGAGUGAUAUGUAGCUUCUGAGAAAGGUUUCAUGCAUUUUUUUUUUUAAAUUAAAAGGCCAGGCUAUCAACAAAGUCCCCAAAUACAUAUUAAAAAAAGUGAUAGUUCAAUUUCAGCAAGAAUAAUCUUAUUUAUUUUACCUAUUUAUAAUUAAAAUAUUUUUGGUUUAGUUUAAAAAUGUAUAUUAAAGUUACAGUUGUGGGUUAUGAGACAAAGGUUUUAUAACUACUUGAACUCUUAUAGUAAGAAUGUUUUAAUAUAGACUAUAGUCACUUUAGAUAAAAAAAUUACCUCAGCAUCUAUUUUUCUUCAGUAUUACUUAAGGCGUGAGUUUAUUUAGUUGGAAAGAUUUUUGUAUGUGUGUGCCUAGAGGCAUAUCCUUUGCCAUAUGGAUAUUUAUGGUCUAUAAUUAUAUUUAUACAUGUAUAUAUCCUUUUCAAACUGUAUACUGUAGCUGUAAACCAUUAAA